AUGGCUACCCCCAGUGUCCUUACCUUUGAUGCUGAGGGUCGUGCUGUUGACUUCGAGGUCUGGGUCGAUGACCUGAAGCUCUUCCUACAGUGCGAUAGGGCAGACGGAUUCUCCCUGUUUGAUCUCACCUCUGGUGCCUCUCCUGCCCCGCCUGCUGAUGCUGACAGCACUGCUCGCUCACAGUGGCCCACGCGCGAUGCUGCUGCCCGUCUUGCUGUGCGUCGCCACUUACCGACCGCUGAGCGUGCACACUUAAGUCAGUACAAGAUUGCUAAGACCUUGUGCGAUGCUGUAGUUGCACGCUACUCUUCCCUUGCCACUGCUGCCCUUAGCCGCCUCAUACUACCGUACCUGUUUCCUGACCUCGCCGCCUUUCCCACUGUCGCUGACCUCGUUACGCACCUUCGCACUUGUGACACCCGCUACCGCGCUGCGCUUCCUGCUGAGGACCACUUCCUCUCUGUUUGCCCCACCACACUCACUGCUGACCACCUCGAGGAGCGCCUCCUGGCAGAUGAGAAGAGUAUAGUCGCUGUAGGAGCCUCUCGAGGUGACCCGCGUGCCCCUGUCUUUGAGGGGUGCUCCCCCUCCCCCCUCUUGCCCUCUGCUGCCUCUGCUGCUGCCGUCAACUUCGUUGGCACCGAGUCGGUCGGCGCUGCGUCUGCCUCUAGCGGGCGACGCCGCACUGGCAAGGGCAAGGGGGGCAAGGGCGCUGGAGGAACUGGCGGGGGCGGUGGAGGUGGAGGUGGAGGAGGCGGAGGGAGUGCGGGUGGUAGUGGGAGUGGUGGCGGGUGUGGGGGCUUCGGUGGCGGCAGUGGCGGCAGAGGCGGCGGCGGCGGCGGUGGCGGAGGUGGCGGCGGAGGAGGUGGAGCUAGUCGGGGUGGCUCUGCGCAGCGGGGCGGCUUAGGUGCUGGUCAGCGCCAGCAGCAGCAGCGCACUCGUGAGACCCCGUCCCUCCAGCAGCUUCGUGAGUGGUACGCUGCGCGUCAGCGAGGUGGGGGUACUCGUCCCUGUACCUACGUCCUCCGUACCGACGACCACGCUGGUAAGCAGUGCGUGGGCUAG
Closterium sp. NIES-65 is the source of this 1065-nucleotide messenger RNA. The record is from the annotation of a GenBank genome assembly. Lineage: Eukaryota; Viridiplantae; Streptophyta; Zygnematophyceae; Desmidiales; Closteriaceae.